UCCCACUCUUUCACACAACAAAAUUUGAGAAUCUCUUCACAUCUUUCUAGUCUUUGAAGGUAGCUUUAUAAUCAAUCAUGGAUACUUACCAUCAUCAAUAUGAAGGAGGAGGAGGAGGAGGAGGGAAGUUAAAAGAGGAAACAGAAAAAGGGUCAUCAUCUUCGACCACCCCUUCUCAUGAAUUCUCCUUCACACUCUCUCUCCAUUCAUCAUCCGAUCAUAAAAGCAUCACCGUCGAUUUGUCUCCGGCCGAUGACAUUUUCUUCCAUGGACACUUGCUUCCCCUUCAUCUCCUUACUCACCCCACUGUCUCCCCACGCUUAUCAACGAGUUCAUCGGACGGCUUCAACGUUCCCGGAAGAGACUUAUUUGAUGAUCUCAAGUCUGUAAAACAAACCAUCGGCAAAAGCGACGGUAAUAUGCAGAAACAUGAAGCAAAAGUGAAGAACAAGUCUAAGUCUUUCACUUUGUUCGGUUUAAAAAGACAACAGAAAGGGGGCGGAGUCAACAUUAAAGAAACCGAAGAGAAAGAGAAUCACAAGAAAAAGAUGAGAUUCGAUGUGUUAAGGAGGUACACGAGAUUGAUUAGGCCAUUGUUGUUCUUCAGAAGAAAGAGAAAAGCUUGCUCGUUUUCUGGUACUUUUUGGAACAAAAAAGCAGAGUUGAGAGGAAGGAGAGGAGGAGACUAUUAUUCAGCUCCUCCUUCAAUGAGAACAUCACCAUCAAAUAGUGGUCUUCUUGUUGCAACCAGUGAUGGCACCAUGGAAGAGCUGCAGGCUGGGAUUCAAUCUGCAAUUGCUCAUUGCAACAACUCCAUUAAAGGGGAAGACAAACUUUAAUGCUAGGCUUAGUUUUGAUUUUUCUUUUUCAAUUUCAAUCA
Molecule: messenger RNA, 880 nt
Organism: Hibiscus syriacus
Lineage: Eukaryota; Viridiplantae; Streptophyta; Magnoliopsida; Malvales; Malvaceae
Product: BRI1 kinase inhibitor 1-like
Exons: 1
Coding region: 78-839 (253 amino acids)
Cellular component (GO): plasma membrane
Molecular function (GO): kinase inhibitor activity
Source: RefSeq, a predicted model, not a curated record